AUGGUUGGGUCUAGGCUCCAGAAGCGUCCUCUUUCAGAGUUUCCUAACGACGAUAUCUUAGCAGGGGAGUUCUGGAGUAUGGCGUGGGGUCAAGAAACGUUUACCCCUUUUGAGGCUGAUGUCGUACGAGAUGGUACCUUGUUUGCUAACUUGGACGAACCAAUUCCUGCAACCUGCCGAGUGAUCAAGGCUCACCCUUUCAUAUCCGAGGAUUUGGAGUAUAUGGUGAAACGCCGUGGUAAUAUGGUUGUAAUCGGUCAUCCCGGCAUAGGCAAGACAAUAUUCCUAUUUUAUGUCCUGACGUAUCGGCUCCAGCGUGGUUUAUCCACCUUCUACCAGGAGAGUGCGCAUUCCGUCCUUUACUUCCAUAAAUCCGGCGUCUACAGUAUCCCAGCCAGUCAAAGGCCGCAUUCCGUGGACUGGGAAUCGGAUGAUAUUUGGUCGUUGUUCGACUCAAAUCGCACAGUGAAGGAACCCGGCGAGCUCAUAGGAGGUAAACACUCAGGAUGGUUCCUCAUUGAAGCCGCUUCUCCCCAUCGCGAGCGGUGGAGUGGGUGGCCAAAGUACAAAGGCUUCGUGGACUUUUUUUAUAUGAAACCUCCGAGUUUUGCGGAAAUCGUCAUGAUCCGUCCACACCAGAAGGAAUACGUAGGAACCGAACAAGACUUGUACCAAUUUUAUCAGACAUAUGGCCCAUCGAUCCGUUAUGCUUUCCAAUAUGCUGACCCCAGUCUCAUCUCGGCGUACCAGACAGAUGUUGCGGGCACACUCGAACACUUGAAUUAUGAGCGCCUCCUACAGGAUGUCCUAGAUGCGAACAAGCUGAAUAUGGAGAAAGGCUCCCACGACAUCUUCCUCGUAGAGCCGUCCAGCGACAACAGAAGGGAAUACAUCGUCUCUGUGGUCACUGACGAGAUUAUGAAGAUGGUGUGGGAGAUGCAUCUGAGAGGUGAACCUCAGCGGAUUGCAGAAUUUGCCGCAUUGUUCGCCGGUCAACCUUCCUCAAGGUCCAUUGCGGGAUGGAUCGUCGACACUCAUGUGCACCCUAUUUUGCUGCAGGCUGGGACACGGACGUUGCACCCGAUGCAAGGCUUGGUCAAGAAAGUAAACGUUCACUACUCGUACCCCGACACGACCGCUGUGCAGUUCCCCGACGUCGAAGUGCAGAUCCCUGACCUCCAACACCAUUUCUUUUCGAUGAAUGAUCCGACUACGGACUUCAAACUUAACCACUACUAUCAACCCAUGGAAAAGAAUAACGCGACGUUCGACGCGCUUACGUUCACGCAGGAGAAGGGUCAAAACUACGUCACAGUGUACCAGGUUACGUUGGCGAAGGAACACAGCGUCAGCGAGAAGGGGUUGAGGUUCUUAGACAAAUACCUGGAUCUACCGAAUGGAACUACAUCUAUCCCGUCGCCGCGUAUCCGCUACGUGUUGGUCAUACUGCAGGGUGAGGAGGUGAAAAGCGUUUUCCCAAGGGAUUGGGUUGAGAAGUGGGAGGACAUAUUGAACAUAUACGCCCUAGAGAUUGAAUUGUGA
Sparassis crispa is the source of this 1542-nucleotide messenger RNA. RefSeq lists its product as hypothetical. The record is from RefSeq and is a predicted model, not a curated record. Bases 1 to 1542 code for a protein of 513 amino acids. The transcript is spliced from 5 exons. NCBI's taxonomy places the organism in Eukaryota, Fungi, Basidiomycota, Agaricomycetes, Polyporales, Sparassidaceae.